Molecule: messenger RNA, 2205 nt
Organism: Sphaeramia orbicularis (orbiculate cardinalfish)
Lineage: Eukaryota; Metazoa; Chordata; Actinopteri; Kurtiformes; Apogonidae
Product: gasdermin-E-like
Exons: 10
Coding region: 197-1513 (438 amino acids)
Biological process (GO): programmed cell death
Cellular component (GO): cytoplasm
Source: RefSeq, a predicted model, not a curated record
ACUCGCUUUUCUCUCCAUUCAAGCCACAGCUCUGACCGAGCAGUCGAGUAGCCUAGUCUACAACAAAACAUUUACAGCUCACCCAGCUACUUUUAUCGCCUUUUUUCAUUUUGUUGAGUGACGCUGUAACAUUUCCAUCACCCGGAGCAGACUCUGAAGUCAUUUUGCGCUGUGUACAGCCUUGUCUGCUGAAGCCAUGUUUUCCAAAGCCACUGCCAACAUCGUUCGCCAGAUUGACCCUGAAGGAAGCCUCAUUCACGUGUCCCGACUAAAUGACUCACAGAAGCUAUUUCCCAUGGCGCUAGUUGUCAAACGCAACCGCUUCUGGGCCUGGCAGCGACCUAAAUACCAACCAACAGAUUUCAGCCUUGGUGACCUGUUGCAGGGUAAUGAGAAGCUCAGUCCUGGAGUGUCUGAGGAGGAUUUUCUGACCUAUAGCGGGGCCCAUAUGGACAGAAUCACAGGCAAAGUGGAGACCCAGGCCGGUCCUGUCAGUGCCACCUUGGAGGGACGAGGUUCUUACAAUCUCCAGUCAUCUUUUGGAAAGCUGAAGAAAAAGGAGCUGGAUGUGAAGAGGCUUGUGCGUGACUCUGAAACAAGGAUGGUGAACAUGCAGCACAUGCUGAUGCAGCAGCUGGAGAAGAAAGCUGAAGUACUAGCAGUGGUCAAAGACAUAGUCAUCACCGCUGAAUCCUGCAGCAUCAAACAGACAAAGAAGGAGCAGUGUGCCUUGCAGGGGGUACUGGGGCUGGUGGGAUUGCUUGGGAGCUUUCUUAAGGUGUGUGUGAGCGACAGAAGCAGCAUUCACCUGGACAGUGAUGAGUCUCUGGAGAUCCCCCCCGGUACAGUCGUUGCAUACAGUGUCCGGGAACUGGAGAUUAAAAGCAAUGGACACUUUAUGAUAUGCCUUCAACCUGGUACUAUAGGAGGCAUUGAGUCAGACUCUGUAUCGCACUGGAACUCCCAUGAUUCCUUGAAUGUGGUAGACGGAAGGAUCAACGACUCACAGGAAAGGGACCUUUUCCCACUGGCUGAGCUCCCCCAGUCAACUAGAUCUGAACUGUUCAAGAAACUCCAAGACACGAUGAAGGAUAAAUAUGCUCUGUCAAUGUUCCAGUCUGCUCUGGAGGAAAGUCGUCUUGAGGACACGUCUGAUGUCCCUGCUCAUUUGAAUGCCAUUCACCUUCUGGUCAGUGCCAUGGAAGAGUUGCCUGAUGAAACUCUGAACCUUCUGAGUAAAAGUCAUCCUGAUUUUCUGGAAGCCUUCAAUAUGCUGAUAUUCGGGUUAAAGGAGAGCUGCCUGCAUCUCCCCGUCCAGUCUCUUCCCGUCUCACUGAAGGACAACCAGAACUUCCAACUGGCAGAACAGCUGCUCUUAUCCACCGACGUGACGCUGACUAGACGCAACGACGAGUUGUGGGCAGAGACAAAGACUGACCCACAAGUUCUCCCAUUGGUCCUGUGCCUUAGCGUACAUGGACUGACCUUGUUGUGCAAAGAGCAACAGCUGUAGGCGUCAUUUUUUAAAUUUUAAUUUUAAUUUUUUUCAUCAUGGAUUGUAUUUUUUCCAUUUCUUUCUUUCUUUCUUUCUUUCUUUCUUGCUGCUAAGUUCACUAACUGCAUGAAGUGUAUAAAUAUAUACAGUAUAUUAUUUUUUAAUAUUUUACGGUGGCACAAUGAUAAUAUUGAUUUAUAUGAAUAUUGCAGAUACUCUAUAUUACAUAAAAUCUAUUUCUUAUUUAUUAAUCUGUUUUUAUUAAAAAUAAUAAUAAUAAAAAUAAAAGGCUUGAUUCAUUAGUAGGCGGAGACAGUUCAAUGACACCUAGGCUGUUGUGUCCACUGAAAAUGUAGAGUCACAAAGCAAAAAAAAAAAAUAAAGAAAUGUUUACAUGUUAUAAACAUAUAGUUUUUAUUAAACUGUACCAUUUGGGUAAGCUGUAUUGUAUUGCUGCUAUUUAUACUGCUUAGAUAAUGCUAUAAACUAAGUUAAUCAGGAACAUGAAAAGUAUCAAAGCUACAAAGUACCAAAGAAUUAUGUUAAAAAGCCAUGUCUAUUUUUUGAUAUUUGAUAUGAACGAUAUUUAUAAGUUAACUACAGAGCUGUCUUUGCUAUGACCUUACUGUCACUUUAAUAUUUGUCAACUUUCUGAGCUGUAGUAAAACACUUUAUUACUUUUUAAUCAUUAAAAUAUAUAUUUUCAUCAA